Messenger RNA from Oncorhynchus kisutch (coho salmon), 1580 nucleotides. Its product is annotated as polypeptide N-acetylgalactosaminyltransferase 16-like. Gene Ontology annotation, biological process: protein O-linked glycosylation. Gene Ontology annotation, cellular component: Golgi apparatus. Bases 189 to 1514 code for a protein of 441 amino acids. NCBI's taxonomy places the organism in Eukaryota, Metazoa, Chordata, Actinopteri, Salmoniformes, Salmonidae. The transcript has 12 exons. Gene Ontology annotation, molecular function: polypeptide N-acetylgalactosaminyltransferase activity. The record is from RefSeq and is a predicted model, not a curated record.
UCUCUCUAUCGGAAUAGCUCGUUACCGGUGAGGCUGUUUGCUGCGGUGCGAGCCAUAUCCGGAGAAGCACUUUUCGCGCACCUCUCCUCCAGCUCCGUCUCCGGUUCCAAAAGAACCACCAAGCGAACCUGAACCGGAGAUUUAACCAUCUGGGGGUUUCAGGACAGACUUCUCCUUAUGGGCUCACAAUGCGCAGGAUACGGGCCAACGCCAUCGCUAUCUUGACCGUAGCGUGGAUCCUGGGAACAUUUUAUUACCUGUGGCAGGACAAUAAACCGCACUCAUCAUCAUCCUCAGCCUCUCAGCCCCGCGUCGCGGACAUCAAGAGACAUGCCGACGGCGGGAGGCUGGAGAUCCACGGAGACGACAGGACCAUUCCGUUGAUUAUGACCCUGUCUCCGUGGGCGGAGCAGCAGCAGCAGGGUCAGCUCAUAGGUAGUUUCGAUGAGAAGGCGUACCUGUUGGAGAAACAGCUGAAGGCCGGAGACGACCCCUACAGGGACCACGCCUUCAACCUGGCCGAGAGCGACCGACUCGGCUCCGAGCGGGUCAUCAGAGACACACGGCACUAUAGGUGUGCCUCCGUGAAUUAUGACGCUAAUCUUCCUCCUACGAGCAUCAUCAUCACCUUCAACAAUGAGGCUCGCUCCACCCUGCUACGAACCAUCAAAAGUGUCCUGUUGAGGAGCCCUCCCUCUCUGAUCCAGGAGAUCAUCCUGAUAGAUGACUUCAGUACUGAUCCUGAGGACUGUCAGCAGCUCUCUCAGAUCCCUAAAGUACGCUGUCUGAGGAACGGACGUCGAGAGGGACUGAUCCGGUCCCGGGUACGAGGGGCAGACUCGGCCUCUGCCUCUAUCCUGACCUUCCUGGACAGCCACUGUGAGGUCAACACUGACUGGCUACAGCCCAUGAUACAGAGGGUCAAAGAAGACCGUACCCGGGUGGUCAGCCCCAUCAUCGAUGUCAUCAGCCUGGAUAACUUUGCCUACUUGGCAGCUUCAGCUGACUUGAGGGGAGGGUUUGACUGGAGUUUACACUUUAAAUGGGAGCAGAUUCCCAUCGAACAGAAGAUGUCCAGGAAUGACCCCACCCUGCCUAUCAGAACUCCAGUGAUUGCAGGAGGGAUCUUUGUGAUGGACAAGAGCUGGUUCAACCACCUGGGGCAGUACGACACUCACAUGGACAUCUGGGGAGGGGAGAACUUUGAGCUGUCCUUCAGGGUGUGGAUGUGUGGUGGGAGCCUGGAGAUUCUGCCCUGCAGCAGGGUGGGACACGUCUUCAGGAAGCGACAUCCCUACGACUUCCCAGAAGGCAACGCUCUCACAUACAUCAAGAACACGCGUCGGGCAGCGGAGGUGUGGAUGGAUGAGUAUAAACAGUACUACUACUCAGCAAGGCCCUCAGCGCAGGGCAAGGCCUUCGGCAGCAUUGCAGACCGGCUGACUCUACGCCACAAGCUGAACUGCAAGUCUUUCCAUUGGUAUAUGGAGAACGUUUACCCUGAGCUAAGGUGAGAGGAGAGAGUCUCUACCAGACAGGUGAGAGGGGAGAGUCUCUACCAGACAGGUGAGAGGAGAGAG